Messenger RNA from Fonsecaea nubica, 909 nucleotides. RefSeq lists its product as hypothetical. The transcript has a single exon. The record is from RefSeq and is a predicted model, not a curated record. Bases 1 to 909 code for a protein of 302 amino acids. NCBI's taxonomy places the organism in Eukaryota, Fungi, Ascomycota, Eurotiomycetes, Chaetothyriales, Herpotrichiellaceae. Gene Ontology annotation, molecular function: oxidoreductase activity.
AUGGCACCAGUAAAAGUGGCCGUCGCGGGAGCCACGGGCAACGUUGGACUGCCCGUCAUUCAGGCACUUCUUGACGCCAACUAUUCUGUAACUGCAUUGACGCGCAAGGGAAGCAAUAGCGCCUCCAAACUGCCUCAGUCUAGCAACCUCACAGUCAAAGAAGUCGACUAUACGUCGGUGUCGGACCUCAAAGCAGCUCUAGAGGGUAUCAAAGUGGUGGUGUCCACCCUCGCAACCACCAGUAUUGGCGAGCAAUAUCCUUUGAUCGACGCUUCCAUCGCCGUUGGGGUGGAAAGAAUCCUUCCGUCCGAGUUUGGCAGUGAUUUGGACAACCCCAAGACUGCUGCUCUCCCGGUGUUCAAGUACAAAGUUGAAGUGCAGAACUACCUCAAGGCCAAAGUCAAGGAGAAUCCGAACUUCAGCUACACGUUCCUGUACACGGGUCCCUUUUUCGACUGGGGCCUCGAGCACGGCUUCUUCUUGAAUCCGGCCAAACACUCGGGCGUUUUGUAUAACGGCGGCGACGCAAAGUUCUCGACCACGACGCUCAAAACCAUUGGCCGGGCCGUAGUUGGGGUCAUUGAGCACCUUGCCGAGACGGCCAACCGCGCAGUCUAUGUGCACGACACGGUCACCACACAGAACAAGCUGAUCGCAUAUGCCAAGGAGAAGGACGGCAAGGAGUGGGAUACGUCGGUCAAGUCGACCAAGGAUGUCUACCAGGAGAGUUUGGACGAGUUGACCCAGGGCGGAGACAUUGGCAAGGCCAUGGUCGGGUUCAUUCUGAGUGGUAUUUUCGGUGGUGACGAGACGGGCGCGAGCUACGAGGGUCACACGGACAAUGCACUGCUGGGCAUCAAGGAGUUGAGCGAGCAGGAAGUCAAGGAAGUCGUCCAGCGCUUUGUGUAA